UGCCAGGUACCUCACCUACAAAUUACUAAUGCAACUCAGCUGUCUGCUCGUCAUUGUUGGUGGUAUUCUAUUUGCUGCGACGCAGCUGUAUGUGGAAGCCAUGAUGGCUGCACGUUACCUCAAUGGCUUGGCGAAUGGACUCGCGCUGCCCUCAACGCUAUCCAUGGCGGGCGAGGUGGUGGUGUUUUACAAGCGCGGAACUUAUGUCUCCGCCACGGAGCAAAUGUGCUGCACUCUGGGCAUAUUCAUGCAGAUUGUUUUCAGCGUCAGCUGGAGCCCAGACAAUGAUCUGACCGCGGACCAGCUACAGGGUGUGCUCUGCACCAUUUAUGGUGCUAUUGCUCUGUGCCUGGCCACCGUAUUUAUUGUGGAGUCUCCAGUGCAGCUGCUGCGCCAGGGCGAUGGCGAGCUGGCUAUCGAUGCAUUGAUCCGUCUGCAAUAUCCCAAAGCUGUCACGGCAGAAACCAACGAUCAGCUAACUGAGCACAGUUCCUACGUGGCUCACAACAACGCGCUGAGCACUGCCCAGGCUUGGUGCCAAGCAUUGCCUGCUCUACUACGUCUCUGCCUGCUUCGCGCUCUUUACGCCAUGAGCACCAGCAUGUUGAUCGUGUUCACGCUUACACUGGCCAGCACCAGGAUCUACGGGCUCAGCAGCGGUCCCUAUAUGCUCUUUGGGCUUCUGCGCUUGGCGGGCAGCUGCAGUGGCGCCUUUGUGCAGGACACGCUUGGCCGGAAGCUAACUCAGCUGAUUGGCUUCAUGGUAUGUGGCGCUGCGUCUAUUGCACUGGCGACCAGGUUUUCGACUGAGGACUUUGUAAGACUACCGGACUUGAAGAAGGCUCUGUGGAUACUUCUAAUAUUCCAAUACUUUGCCGGCCUUGGGUAUGCGCCCAGCUCGGUCUUUCUAUCGGAAGCUUUUCCCUUGUCUGUGAAGCGCAUGUGCAUCGCCAUUGCAUACAUCUUGGAGUUAACUAUACAGUUAGCCGUCUGUUAUGUGGAGCUCAAUGUGCACACUAGUGGUAUAUACUUCUACGGCCUUGGAGUGUUCACGCUGCUCGGCUUUCUAUUCGGCCACUGGUAUCUGCCAGAGACAAAGUACUUAACGCUGCGUCAGGCACAACAAAAGUUUCGAGACUUCUCGUGAAGAGCCCACAGAAGUGGGCGCACCAAGACUUUCUACUAUC
Molecule: messenger RNA, 1187 nt
Organism: Drosophila hydei
Lineage: Eukaryota; Metazoa; Arthropoda; Insecta; Diptera; Drosophilidae
Product: low-affinity glucose transporter HXT4
Exons: 2
Coding region: 29-1147 (372 amino acids)
Biological process (GO): transmembrane transport
Cellular component (GO): membrane
Molecular function (GO): transmembrane transporter activity
Source: RefSeq, a predicted model, not a curated record